AUGUCGACGACGAUCUCAAAGCGCCGCAAGUUUGUGGCCGAUGGUGUCUUCUACGCCGAGCUAUCCGAAUUCUUCACUCGCGAGCUCUCAUCGGAAGGCUACUCUGGCUGUGAGGUCCGAGUGACACGAGCGAGAACAGAGAUCAUCAUCCGUGCCACUCACACGCAAGAAGUGCUCGGCGAGAAGGGCAGAAGGAUCAGAGAACUCACGAGCCUCGUCCAGAAGCGAUUCAAGUUUGGCGAGGGAUCGGUCGAGCUCUACGCGGAGAAAGUACAGAACCGUGGCCUGUCUGCGAUCGCCCAGUGUGAAUCUCUUCGCUACAAGCUCCUCGGUGGUCUCGCCGUUCGUAGAGCUUGCUAUGGUGUCCUGCGAUUCAUCAUGGAAUCUGGCGCAAAGGGUUGCGAGGUCGUCGUGUCCGGCAAAUUGCGUGCUGCCCGUGCAAAGUCGAUGAAGUUCACCGAUGGCUUCAUGAUCCACUCCGGUCAACCCGCAAAGGACUUUAUUGAUCAGGCUGUCCGUCACGUCCUUCUCCGUCAAGGCGUGCUCGGAAUCAAGGUCAAGAUCAUGAAAGGAUGGGAUCCUGAAGGCCGCACCGGCCCAUCCAAGCCUUUGCCCGAUUCAGUGACGAUCAUGGACGCCAAGGAGGAAGCGCCCGUCGGACCACCCUCGUCUGUGGGACGUGGCAUCACUGCCGAUCUUCAGCUACCUCAGCAUGCUACCCAAGUUGGACCUCCCGGCAAUGCCACAGAGACCCAGCUCAGCAUGCCUGCCGGAGCCGGCCAGGACGGCGCUGCUCCUGCUACGGUCUACUAG
Mixia osmundae IAM 14324 is the source of this 813-nucleotide messenger RNA. RefSeq lists its product as uncharacterized. Gene Ontology annotation, cellular component: cytosolic small ribosomal subunit; nucleus. Gene Ontology annotation, molecular function: RNA binding; structural constituent of ribosome. NCBI's taxonomy places the organism in Eukaryota, Fungi, Basidiomycota, Mixiomycetes, Mixiales, Mixiaceae. The transcript is spliced from 4 exons. The record is from RefSeq and is a predicted model, not a curated record. Bases 1 to 813 code for a protein of 270 amino acids. Gene Ontology annotation, biological process: translation.